Penicillium odoratum is the source of this 1065-nucleotide messenger RNA. RefSeq lists its product as uncharacterized. Bases 1 to 1065 code for a protein of 354 amino acids. The record is from RefSeq and is a predicted model, not a curated record. Gene Ontology annotation, molecular function: methyltransferase activity. The transcript is spliced from 2 exons. NCBI's taxonomy places the organism in Eukaryota, Fungi, Ascomycota, Eurotiomycetes, Eurotiales, Aspergillaceae. Gene Ontology annotation, biological process: methylation.
AUGUCGACUCCCAAAGAUGAGUUGUUGGAUGAAGAGUUCAAGAUAAUCAGCGACUUCUUGAAAUCCGCAUCGACAAUAUUUGCCAAUCUGCUGCGAGUUCAAGAUGAAGUGUGGAAGUGUCCCAAGGCCGACGAAUACUUCAAAGUCCAGAAGGAAAGCGCUAUUGUCGACGUGUCUGACGAACAAAAGAAAGGCUUCUACCUCAUGAUGACGAGAAUCGGUGACCAGCUUCAAAUGAAAGAGAAGUUAAUCCCUCCUGUCUCCAAGAGAAUGAACUUUGAUGUUCUUGACUUGUGCAUGGCACCCGGAGGCUUUACGGCGACGGUCCUGAAAAACAACCGUUUCGCACAAGUGUGUGCCAUCAGCCUACCCAGGAGCGAAGGUGGACUUGAAAUCUAUCUUCCAAAUUGGAAAGAGAAUAAACGUGUCAAAGUUGAGUUGGUGGAUCUUAACAUCCUUUCGACAGAGCUGGGGUUCCCCAACCUAGCCUCACAAGAUCACUCCUCUGCAUCCAAGUUUUCAAACAACAGACCAUUCCCAGGCCGGAAUUUCGACUUGAUCUUUUGUGACGGUCAUAUUCUCCCCUCGCUUUCUGCAGGAAAACAAGAGAUGGACCAGGCCCGUCGACUCUCAGACGCUCAGGUUGUCAUGGCAUUGCAGAGAAUUAAACCUGCUGGGACGUUGGUCAUGCUUUUGCACCACUCCUACAGCCCCCGAGUUUUGCGACUCCUUGAAGCUUUUUACAACUUCUCUCAGAUUACUAUUUUCAAGCCCCCGAAGGCUCAUGCCAGACGGACUUCGUUCUAUCUUGUGGCGAAGAACGUGGAACCUCAACAUGAAAGAGCGCGUCGUUUGAUUCGAGAGAUGAGACGUUCAUGGAGACUGCUUACCACCAAUAUUUUUGGCGUAAAGAUCCCAGAGAUCCCCAAUGAAGAGAAUGAUACGGAGGAGGCCAUGGAAGCCAUUCUGCAGUCAUUUGGAACAACAUUCAUUGCUCUCGCCGAACCAGCAUGGAAAAUUCAGACAGAGGCGAUGGAGAGUGCAUUCUUGGGGGGAAAGAAUUGA